GGAGAAAGUCAGUUCGGCGAGUUCAAACUGUUCACUAUGAAUAUCGGUGACUUGAUAGCACCUUACGUUGGUCUUAAGCCUGGUGAGAAGCCACUGUUGGACUCUGUUCACCAGUCCACUAACGGAGUCACCAUCUUCAGAAUGAAUGUGAGACGCUUCCAGAUUCCAAGUCAUGAGGGCGCUUACACGGUAUAUUUCACUCGUGAAAAUUACAAUACCGCUGAACCAAUGCAAUCGGCUACAGCCAUAGCUGGCUUCUAUAAUGCAAAAUAUUUCUACGAAAUGGUGGACUACGCGAAAAUAAACAUGGCUGUUGGUGCGUUCAAAGAAGGGCUCAAAAUUGACGACGAAGGAAAAGAAUUUCCCUUAUUCAUAGCGCAUCGAUACGGUGGUGAGCCUGACGUGCAGCAUUCAUUAACAGUCGAACAGCUCUAUCAGGUUGCAACUGAACUGAGCAAAUUGCAUAUUUUCUGUUUCACUGACAAGAGUCCGGAAACACGCAGGACGUUGAACGAAAACCAUACGAUCAUUAAGAAAUUUCACAGCGACAAGUUCGCAAAUGAUUUAUUCAUCACUCUGAGGGCAUUCACAAAUGAAUUUGCGAGAUUCUUCAAGAAACCAGCGAAAAUACCCGAAAUGAUCGGUUCACUUUAUAAAGAUGCUGAUGAUCUGGGCUAUGUGAACCUUUUGUCCGAACAACUCUGGCAACCACAAGUGCUUUGUCACGGAGAGUUAACUGCCGAUAAGCUGGUUUUCGACAACAAUGGCAAACUUCUGGAAAUCAGGGACUGGGAUAGCGUUCACUAUGGGAGUAUAGCGGAGGAUUUAUCAUUUCUCAUCAUCACUUCUUCAUCGACCGAUAUUCGUCGAAAUCACUUCAUGAGUGUUUUUCGUCAUUACUAUUACCCACUUGUUGGCCACGUGAGAACAUCCUUCAAACUUGUUGCACUGAAAGAAUCGUUCAGAAAAUUGCACAAAUUCGCCGUUCUCUCAAGUAUGCCCCUGCUGAUGAGAGCACUCGUUUCUGAGAUCAGCGAUCAACAGAAAGAGGAACGUGCUCAGCGAUGGGAAUCUGCAGUUGAGGAUACGUUGGAUUUCGAGCGUGCGGACUACGAGAGCGAUAACGAAGACGCUUUCUUUAGCAAAUGA
Molecule: messenger RNA, 1149 nt
Organism: Anisakis simplex (herring worm)
Lineage: Eukaryota; Metazoa; Nematoda; Chromadorea; Rhabditida; Anisakidae
Source: the annotation of a GenBank genome assembly